AGAAUUUCUUUUGCCAAAACGCAAGUUCGGAUCCCGCUCCCGAACCUCAUAGAGACCCAAAAACUGGCAUAUGAUGCCUUCUUACAACGAAAUGUCCCACCCAAUGAACGUCCGGAGACUGGCCUCCAAGCGGUGUUUAAGGAAAUAUUUCCGAUUCGCGACUUUUCGGAGGUUAACAGUCUUGAGUUUGUCAGUUACAGCCUUAGCGCACCGAAAUAUACUCUUCAAGAAUGCGUCGCACGCGGUGUAACGUAUCAGGUAUCCCUCACUGCGCGUAUUAUGCUUGUCGUACGUGAGGCGGACGCAGAUGCAGAUGAACCUCAUGUUGUAGAUAUCCGCGAAUCUGAUGUGUAUCUCGGCGAAGUCCCGUUAAUGACUGAGAAUGGCAGCUUCAUUGUCAAUGGUAGUGAGCGUGUAAUAGUGAGCCAGCUGCACCGUUCACCGGGCGUGAUUUUUCUUGAAAAAUCAUUGCCGACGGGGCGGACACCGACUGCCCAAAUUAUCCCGUAUCGAGGGGCAUGGGUUGAAUUUGAAAUAGACACUAAAGAUCAGAUUUACGUCCGCAUUGACAAGCGUAAAAAACUACCUGCUACUGUGCUACUUCGGGCACUCGGUUGGGAGUCGGACGCGGAUAUCCUGAAGCUUUACGCCAAAACGGAACGGCUUGUGCUUGCUGGAUGGCAGGUUACCCAUGCAGAAGGCCCAGCAAAACAACUCAAAUCAGGUGAUUUGUUAGAUGCUGCGGAUUUUCGACAAGCCAGCACGGAUUACCCUGAUCUUGAAGUAGAGAGAUGUUAUCGCGUUACGGAAGUAACUGCUGAACAGAUUUUGUCCCAAGAUAGUCAGGAAAGUGUCGGUAGAGUCUGUGCUGAAGACAUUAUCAACCCAGAGACUGGUGAAGUGCUCCUCACAGCGAAUACGUUGCUGACUGAAACAGAACUGGAACGCCUCGGUGAGGCUGGCGUUGAGGCACUCACAGUACUGGAUGCGGAGGAUUGCCAGCACAUCCGAUUUUUACGUAAUACGUUGGAGCGCGACCGACAGGCGGACUAUGAUGCCGCACUGCUUACAAUUUUCCGCACGCUGAGACCCGGAGAUCCCGCUGGUUUAGAGAACGCUCGUAAACACCUUUCAUGGCUGCUCUUUGACGCACACCGAUACGAUUUAGGUGUGGUUGGACGGUACAAACUGAAUCGAAAAUUCCAGAAUAUUCCCGUUUAUGGUGAGCCACCUGAAGAGACUUUGCGCACGCUCCGUCCCGAAGAUAUUGCCGCUACGGUAGAUUAUCUUCUUAAAGUCCACAACGGGAUUGCUCCGAAAGACGAUCUUGAUCAUCUCGGUAAUCGCCGCGUGCGUGUUAUCGGUGAGCUACUCGAAAACCAGUUCCGAAUGGGUUUAUUUCAGAUUCGCAGAACCACGCGCGAACGCUUGAGCACCGACAACGAUAUUGCGAAGGUCGUCCCGUCUUCACUCGUAAACCCGAAACCGCUGAUGAUGGCACUCCGAGAAUUCUUUGGAUCGAACCAGCUGUCACAGUUUAUGCAACAGAUUAAUCCGUUGGAUGAAUUGACGCACAAACGUCGUAUCUCAGCGAUUGGUCCAGGUGGACUUCACCGAGAUAGGGCAACAGCAGCUGUUCGAGAUGUGCAUCGAACACACUAUGGUCGUGUCUGCCCCUUGGAGACGCCUGAGGGUCCGUCAAUCGGUCUCAUCGUUUCUUUGGCGUGUUAUGGGCGGAUAAAUCCUUACGGCUUUAUAGAGACUCCUUAUCAUAGGGUUGAUGAAGAUGCGAAGUUAGGUCCAGUGGAAUAUCUCACAGCAGAUAGUGAGGAUACUGCGCACAUUGCUGCAAGGGCGACUCAGCGCAAUGGUAAACAAACUGGAGACGAUCUGUUACCUGUCCGAAGUGGUGAGGAUGUACUGUCGCUCCCGAUGGAAAAAGUGGACUAUAUCGGAGUUUCCCCACAGCAGAUAGUUGGCAUUUCUGCUGCGCUUGUUCCGUUUCUGGAACACGAGGACGCAAACCGUGCGUUGAUGGGUGCUAAUCACCAACGUCAGGCAGUGCCACUUGUUCGUCCAGAAGCACCGCUUGUCGGAACGGGGAUGGAAGCACCGGCUGCGCUGUAUUCAGGCGCGCUCAUCACCGCUAAGCGAGCCGGGACCGUCACAAGUGUUUCCGCCGAUGAGAUUCUCAUAUAUACUGGCGAAACACUUCAUCAUGACCAGGUGGGCUACGAUGUCUACAAGCUCCAGACAUUCAAACGGAGUAACAGCGGCACCUGUAUCCACCAGCACCCUAUCGUGGCAGUGGGCGAUAUAGUUGAAGCCGAACAGGUUAUUGUAGACGGUACAUCUACAGAGAAUGGUGAACUCGCUCUUGGGCGGAAUGUGCUGUGUGCUUAUAUGCCGUGGGGUGGUCACAACUACGAGGACUCUAUCCUGAUAAGUGAAACACUCAUCAAGGAGGAUACCUUUACCUCUAUCCACAUUGAAGAAUUUGAAGUGGAGGCACGUGAAACGAAAGUGGGCCCGGAGGAAAUCACCCGUGAUAUUCCAAACGUUAGCGAGCAGCGACUCACACAACUUGAUGAAGAGGGUAUUAUUCGCGUUGGAAGCGUUGUGGGUGCAGGAAGCAUCCUCGUCGGAAAAAUUACACCCAAAGGUGAAAGCGAAUAUGGUCCCGAAGAGAAGCUUUUACGCGCGAUCUUUGGUGAAAAAGUCAAAGAAGUAAGGGAUGCUUCGACUUAUGUACGCCCCGGAGUUGAAGGUGUCGUCAUUGAUGUAAAAGUGUUUUCCCGUAAGCCGGAUGGUGCCUCCCGUCGUGGAAGUUGGACACCAAGUGACUCAGGGUUAUCGACGGCUGACAAUUUGCGGUAUGAAUCGAAACGCAAGGAGAUUGAGGAGACUUGGCGUGAGCAGAUUGCUUCUAUCCGUCGCCGAAAAAUCGAAGAGACUCGCAACACACUCAUCGGAUGUGAACUUGCUGAUUCGCUUUACAUGGUUAAUGGAACUAAAGGUGAUGCUAACGCUAAACCCUUCGCUAAUGCUGGUGAUAUCCUGACAGCUGGGGUUUUGGACGCUUAUGUUUCCGGUUUCACUGCAGAUGCGUACCACCUGGUAACCGAAGAUGCAAACUCUGAAGCUUUUAUCGCUGAAGCAUGUUAUAGGGUAACGGACGUACCUGAACUAAUCCCUACUAUUGUGGUUCAUCCUUCGAAUUCUUCAGCAGUGCCAGGAUACCUUAGCGAAGUGUGCAAACCGAUUUUGGGAAGUACUGAGCCAUUCUUGCAGGAAGCGGAACCUAAGGAAUCGGGGUUACAAACCCCUCCUACAGAAAAUGCUGAUGUUGUGCUUCACGGUUACGAUAGCAGUGUGAUUGCUAUUGCUGUGUGUGAGGAAUCGGGGUUACAAACCCCUCCUACAGAUGAUGACACUGAAAACGGGUAUCAUUCCGAGCAUCUGAUGGAGAUGCUUGCUGCAGCAGGAGCACGAUUUUGUGUAUUGGUAACCGACGGUGAGUCAGAACCCGAUAACUGGGAUUUCUAUGAACUCGUAGAUUUGACCAGCGACUCGCCUCCGACACAAGACUCAGAAGCACGAGUCGCUGAUCAAACUGUGUUGCAACCGUGUGCACGUUCUGAGUUUGAAAUUGGAGUUACCGCAGAACUUGAAGCCACUGGUUGCCCUGUUGUUGAGACGCAGAGACUAAACGAGGAAGAAUGGGCGAACUUCAGUCAGGCUUAUCCCGGUUUACAAGCCGAAUUAUUCUGGCAAAUUAAGGAAGUUUUUGAUCCCACAUGCCCAGUGACCGAAGGUCAAGAACUCUCCGACACCGAUUAUCUGCGAGUAUCCAGAAAUUAUCCCGCACGUCCUAUAGCAGUCGGGCAGCGGUUGACUGCGGAUGAACUGGCAUCACUCAACCGGACCAUCAAGGAUUUGAAAGCCGACGCCGUCUGGCACAUUACCGCUGUUUUUGACCCGGCGUGUACACUGUCUGUUGGAGAACAUGUUUCUGAUGCUGACUAUCAACAGGCGCGUAAAUCAUGUAGCCUGACUUUUUCAGACAUCCAUGUUCCCAAUGCCAAUGCCAGAGAGCAUAUCCAGCGUGUUGAAGAGAUGGCGCAAGGCAGGAUAACCACUUACACUGAGGAGAAAGAACGAGCACUUCAGCAGUUAGAGAUGGGUGAUGAACUGAAACCAGGAGUCAUCAAACGCGUCAAAGUCUAUGUCGCAAGCAAGCGCCCGAUUUCUGUCGGCGAUAAGAUGGCAGGUCGCUACGGCAACAAAGGUGUUAUUGCCAAAAUUUUGCCUGCUGAGGAUAUGCCCUAUCUCCCGGAUGGCACCCCGGUUGAGUUGGUACUGAACCCGUUAGGUGUGCCUUCUCGAAUGAACGUCGGUCAAAUCUUGGAAAUUCACCUCGGAUGGGCAUGUCAUGAACUCGGUAUCCGAGUGGCGACCCCUGUAUUUGAUGGUGCAACAGAGGGCGAAAUCUUUGAGAUGCUCGGUAAGACCGAUCUCCCGAAACGCAGUAAACAGUCCGGUAAAAGCAUCCUUUUUGAUGGUAGAACUGGUGAUCCGUUUGCACAGGAAGUAACGGUGGGUUACGUCUAUUUCCUCAAACUGAACCACCUUGUUGCUGAUAAAAUGCAUGCUCGCUCAACAGGACCUUAUUCUCUUGUUACACAGCAACCGUUGGGUGGCAAGGCACAACACGGGGGUCAACGACUCGGCGAGAUGGAGGUCUGGGCAUUGGAGGCUUAUGGUGCAGCACAUACGCUCCAAGAAAUGCUCACGCUCAAAUCAGAUGACGUUCUUGGCAGAAGAGAGAUUUACGAGUCGGUUGUGAAAGGGUUAAACCCUGAACCGCCCGGUACACCGGAAUCAUUCAAAGUUUUGGUCCGCGAACUCCAAACCCUUGGGCUUUAUGUAUCCCUCGACAAGGAUGAAGACUGCUUACUUCAGCCUUCGAGCCAUUCGGUAAUCAUCUUUGAAGUGUGUUUCUCAAAUCCGCCUGCGCCGUUGUUGCAGGCUACCGGUUUCGUUUAA
This is a messenger RNA of Geodia barretti, 5046 nucleotides long. Lineage: Eukaryota; Metazoa; Porifera; Demospongiae; Tetractinellida; Geodiidae. The record is from the annotation of a GenBank genome assembly.